This is a messenger RNA of Puma concolor (puma), 735 nucleotides long. NCBI's taxonomy places the organism in Eukaryota, Metazoa, Chordata, Mammalia, Carnivora, Felidae. The record is from RefSeq and is a predicted model, not a curated record.
AUGGCAGCGCCAAAGGGGAGCCUCUGGGUCAGGGCCCAAUUGGGGUUCCCGCCACUGCUGCUGCUGACCAUGGCCCUGGCGGGAGGCUCGAGGACCACUUGGGCUGAACUGUUUGACUCGGCCUUGGGUGAUAUGGCAUCUUAUCACUGGGCCUGUCAGUUGACCUUCCUCUUACAUACCUACCCCAAGGAAGAGGAACAAGAACAGCUCAUGCUCCUAAUGCCAAAAAUGCAUCUAUUCUUCCCUCUAACUCUGGUAAGGUCCUUCUGGAGUGACAUGAUGGACUCUGAACAGAGCUUCAUAACCUCUCCAUGGACGUUUUAUCUUCAAGCUGAUGAUGGAAAAAUAGUUAUAUUCCAGUCUAAGCCAGAAACCCAGUAUGCAUCACAGUUGGAGCAGGAGCCAACAAAUUUGAAAGAAUUGUGCCUACACAAAAUGUCCUAUCUGCAAACGAGAAGUUCACAAACACAUAGGAAGUGUCUUGAAGAUGGAGAAAGUGAUGGCUUUUUAAGAUGUUUCCCUCUUAACUCUGGGUGGAUUUUAACCACAACUCCUGUCCUCUCGGUGAUGGUAUUGCUCUGGACUUGUUGUGCAACUGUUGCUACAGCUGUGGAGCAGUAUGUUCCCUCUGAGGAGCUGAGUAUCUAUGGUGACUUGGAAUUUGUGAACGCACAAAAGCUAAACAGAUAUCCAGCUUCUUCUCUUGUGGUUGUUAGAUGGAAAGCUGGACUAUGA